Mesorhabditis spiculigera is the source of this 219-nucleotide messenger RNA. Lineage: Eukaryota; Metazoa; Nematoda; Chromadorea; Rhabditida; Rhabditidae. The record is from the annotation of a GenBank genome assembly.
AUGCGGCUGUUGAUAUCGUUGCUGUUAUCGCUGCACCCGUCGUUGUUUCCGAUUCUAGGGAUUUUCAUCCUGCGGACCCUCGUCGUCCACUCCGAGACGAUAGACGCCAUGCUCGGCAAGUCGCAGCCCGAGCCAGCUUUAUAUCGCCAACAACACGAUGUCGUUCAAGAUGCGGGUGUCACUUUUGCGGGUCUCGCCAACUUCGGGGAGCACAGCCAC